AUGGGUGGGGACAUCUGUGCCCAAAGCUUUGGCAGCCUACCUGCUACGCGCGCCACUGGCGGCUCAACCAUACACGGCAGAGCAAAUGGUGCGUGCCCCGCCAUCCUGGCAGGACCCGAGCUGCCCGAUGGCUUGCCGGCUUGCCGGCUUGCCGGCCGCGUGGACGGCGCAGAGAUUCCCGGAUCCUCUUUAAUGCCGACGGGCAGGGCUGCAAGUCCGCCGCCGGGGACAUCGGGAAAGUGGCAACUGCCUUACCCGGCUGAACUCGACGGACGUGCUGCAUAUGAUUCAAACAUGUCGGGCGACUAUCCUCAGGAAAAGUUUGUCCAUGCGUCACUCGAAGCCGGCUCCUUCUGGGAGCAGUGGCAGACGGUAGCCCGCAAGGUGACCUUGCCUGUCCAGCUGGAGCUUCUCCGCAAGACGGGCAGGUACGAAGCCUUCAACCUCCAGCACAUCCCUUACUACGACCGGGAACCCGCUAUAUGGCCCGUGCCAGACCAUCUUUUCUGGGAGUCGGACGUCGCAAAGUGGAUCGAAGGCGCUUGCUACCAUCUUCAGUCCCACCCCGACCCCGAGAUUCAGUCGCAUGUGGACCAUCUGGCCAACUUGAUCGAAAAGGCCCAACAGCCUGAUGGAUACCUCAACAUUCACUUUGUGGUCAACACGCCUGACGAGCGAUGGACGAAUCUCCGCGAUCUUCACGAGCUGUACAACUUCGGCCACCUGAUCGAAGGUGCGCUCGCUCACCAAGCGCAGUGCGGCUCGGAUCAACUGAUCAAGGUCAUGCUUCGCUUUGUCGAUUACUGCUGUACCGUGUUCGGGAAUGAUCCGGACAAGCUCGCGGGUUAUCCGGGUCAUCCAGAGGUCGAAUUAGCCUUGCUCAGGCUUUAUCAUCGCACUCGGUACGCCAAGUGCCUCGAGCUGGCAGCUUACUUUCUGACCGAGCGCGGCAAGGAUGGAGGCCAAUUCUACAAGGACGAGCAGGCCAAGCGUGGCGAGCAUAAACACACAAUUCCAGGCAUGAUGCCCAAGCCGUACAGCUUCUGGUACAUGCAGGCGCACAAACCGAUUGUGGAGCAGGAUACCAUCGAGGGUCACUCUGUCCGAGCAAUGUACCUGCUUACUGCAGUGCAGGAUUUGGUCGUCACUCCUGACAGCACUCGAUUUGUAUCGGAACAGCAGAUCGAGCAGCUUUCUGCCGCAGCAAUGCGGUUGUGGAAGAGCAUGGUGCUCACGAAGAUGUACGUCACGGGCGGCAUUGGCAGCAUCAAGCAGUGGGAGGGCUUCAGCAUUCCGUAUUCGCUUCCCCUCAGCACGGAUGAGGGCGGAUGCUACACAGAGACUUGUGCUGGCAUCGGAGCACUUAUGUUGGCGGAUCGGCUGCUGCACGAGAAGCUGGACGGUGAUGUCGGAGACGUCGCCGAGCGGGUACUCUACAAUUCAAGCAUCACGACUGGCAUGUCGGUGGACGGCAGAGCUUUCACCUAUGUCAACCAGCUCGCGAGCUCGGCCGAAGAGCCUUGCGAGCGCUUCGAUUGGUUCGAGUGCGCCUGCUGCCCUCCAAACGUGAUGCGCACCUUCGGCUGCUUGCAAGGCUACUUCUUUGGCAGCUUAUCCAGUCGGACCUCGGAUCUUGUGAUUCACCAGAUCUUCGCAGGCUCCAUCGACUAUCUCGGCAACAAGGUCCAAAUGCGCACCAACUAUCCGCACAGCGGUCAAGUCAUCAUUCUUGUGGAGAUUAUCGCCCCAUCGGCCACCAUCUGGCUGCGUGUUCCAGGCUGGGCCAGGUCGACCUACACCUUCUCUGGUGAUGCCCAGUUGGUGGAUGGCUACAUCGCUAUCCAGAGGCCAGGCGAAUACGAGCUAAACUUGCAGCUUAAGCCGCGAUUGCUCUUCUCUCAUCCAGACAGUGGACCCAGUCGCGUGAGUCUAGCCUACGGCCCUCUCAUCUACUGCAUAGAGGAUAUCGACAAUCCAUGGAUCGACGACCUUCCCGAACGCGAGCAUCACUUCAAACACCUCUGCUUGGACUUGCCAGCCGAAUCUUCUCAGAUCAGCGUACUUGAACAGGACAGCGAUGGGAUCAUCAAGUUGCGAGUGGCUGCGUCAGGGUACACGCUCAGGGUCGACGAUGCUCAAGGUUUUGCUUCUGCUUUCGAGCAGGACAAACAGCCCGGAUUCUACGAAGAAGCAGGAAAAGGCCGUGAUCUCGUCUUCAUUCCUUACUUUUACCGCUGCAACAGAAAGGGCACAAAGGGCAGGAUGCGCACUUCGCUGCGCGUCAAGCCUUGA
Messenger RNA from Moesziomyces aphidis, 2292 nucleotides. The record is from the annotation of a GenBank genome assembly. NCBI's taxonomy places the organism in Eukaryota, Fungi, Basidiomycota, Ustilaginomycetes, Ustilaginales, Ustilaginaceae.